Molecule: messenger RNA, 2223 nt
Organism: Closterium sp. Naga37s-1
Lineage: Eukaryota; Viridiplantae; Streptophyta; Zygnematophyceae; Desmidiales; Closteriaceae
Source: the annotation of a GenBank genome assembly
AUGGGCGGCUUUCAUAUUCUACAAGGGCGGCAACAUCUUCUGCCGCCGCCGCAGCAGCAGCAGCAGGAUAUGGACGCUGCAGAGGGACAUGGCGACGCGAAUGCGGGCCUGCACAUAAAGGCGCAGACGGUGACCGGCGCCGAGGCCGGUGACGGUGACGGUGACGGUGACAGUGCGUCAGGGAGAGCCGUGGCGGAGUGGGCGUCGGGUGCGGAACCGUCGCGCUCGAGCGUUGACCCCUCCUGCAACUCUGCUGACAGCGAGAACGUGUCCGCGACCCCGAGCCGCCCCUCAUCGGCGCCCGCCGCUGCGCGCAUGCCGUUAUCUCCGCCAACAUGUGCGCGGGCUACUACGGAGGGGAAAGCGGUGCGCGGGGUUGGCGGCGCGCGGAACGCAGUGGGGAUGGCGGCGAUGUCAGACCCGCCGGCGUGGCGGCAAUCCGCCGACUCGGAGUCGGAGGUAGAGGAGUGGUGCAACGAUGGAGCGCCGCGCGCGGUGGAAGCAAGUGGCGGAGCUGCACUGGGCGGGGAGGCUGGCACAACGAGCGGAUGCGCUGUUGCAGUAUGCGGAGGAGAGAGGGCGCAGAGUCCUAUUCACAUGGACCGUCGAUCGGACUGGCCAGAUCGGAUUCUGGAAGAGUGGUCGUGGAUGCGUCCGACGAUGGCUGACGUGGCGUUUCAAGAGGAGUGUGACGUGGCAUUUCCAUUGGAGCGUGACACGGUGUUUCAAGUGGACCGUGACGUGGAGGAUGAGAGCAUGUCACAACUCUUGAGCGGCGUGAAGCUCACGGGGGAAACGACGGGGAAGGCGACGGUCUCGGAGGGUAAAUCACCCUUGAAUUGCACAACUGUAGAGGGCAGUAAUUCGGGCAGCGGCACGCCCUGGAGCAGCGAAGGCAAGGCGGGAGUGGACGAGUGUCCAGGCCAUGGAUUCAACGACGGCUUGAAGGGACGCUUGAAUGGCGGCUCGGCGGAGCGUUUGGAGAGCUUAUAUGAGGGGCUGCAGGGCACGAGGACGGGAGGAGGCGAGCUGUGGAAGGCGCUGUGCAGUCUCGGGUGCGUUGGGGGCUUGCAGAGCAGCCACACCACCAUGUCGCCACAACGGCACGCCCAGCAGCACGCCCAGCAGCAGCAGCGGAGUUUCGUGGACUCUCCACCGCGUUCUGACCUUCCAACCCGUUCGUGGUUCCACCAGUGUGACUCCCCCCACCCGACCCACACACCUCUGCCUCUCCUGCUUCCUCUCUCCCCCGUCCCUUCAGCACCACCACGGCCACGAGCUCUGCACACCCCCUGUAAGCACAGCCCCUGUCGAAACACCCCCUGCAGCAACCGUGAGUUCAAGCGUCCCAGGAGUGGCAUCUCCGGGAGCCCACUGGCAGGCAGCUGCCGUGUGCCGCUUAUGCCUGGCAACCUGCCGAAUGGCACCCGCUCCAGCACCUCUGGCAGCCCCGGGAAUGCGUUUGGGGCACGACUUUGCCCUGGUUCGCCCGUGGUUGCUGCUGGUGGUGGUGUUGGUGGUGGUGGUUCGUGUUGUCCCCUCUGCGUUCCGCUGUCCUGCAACACCACCUCUGCACGCUCUGGCUUUGCUGCUGCGGUUCCUGCACCUGCACGCGCCUCUGGCCCUCCUGCUUCUGCCCCUUACCCCGCUCCUGUUCCCGCAGCUGUUGCCGUGAAUGUGAAUGCCACGCGCCAGAGAUGGGGACACUCUAUCACAGCGGGAGCUGCAGCCUCGCUCAGCAACAGAUCGCCUCAGUGCAGCAGAUCGCACCAACCACACUCAGAUCCACGUGUUACCCUCCCAGGCCUCCCCACCCUCAAAGGCCUACCAAGCCUCCCAAGCCUUCCUGGCCUCCCACCUUCGCCGAGCCUCUCCCCUCUGUCAGGCCUCGCCAUUCGUGCCUCUCCUCCCGCUCUGCCUUGGUGCCCUCGUCUCGUCAACCCUCCGUUGGCGACCGGUUGGUCAGGGCGCUCCUCUCCUGCUCGCAAGGCGUUGGGUAUCUCCUCUGCUGUGCCGCUUACACUAGAGAUGCAACUGGGACGGCUGCUGGAGCAGUGUCAACAGGAGAUGCAGCAGCAGCAUCAGCAGCGGCAACAGCAGCAGCAGCAGCAGCAGCAGCAGCGUCGGGCAGUAGCAGCACCACCAGUUCCAACAGUGCCGCCUCUGCCCACAGACUUUGAGGAGUUCUGGACCUCCCUUGACCUGCACUGCGAGGACAUGUGA